Messenger RNA from Beauveria bassiana ARSEF 2860, 1479 nucleotides. Its product is annotated as C6 transcription factor. Lineage: Eukaryota; Fungi; Ascomycota; Sordariomycetes; Hypocreales; Cordycipitaceae. The record is from RefSeq and is a predicted model, not a curated record. The transcript has a single exon. Bases 1 to 1479 code for a protein of 492 amino acids. Gene Ontology annotation, cellular component: nucleus. Gene Ontology annotation, molecular function: transcription cis-regulatory region binding; DNA-binding transcription factor activity. Gene Ontology annotation, biological process: positive regulation of transcription by RNA polymerase II.
AUGGAUGAACCGGCUCAGGAGCCAAGCCCAGCAGCGCAGGAGAUUUCGUUUCUGUCGCCCGAGUCCUUUUCCACCCUUGACGAAUAUUCCAAAAACCCACGGUUUAUCGAAUUACAGGAAGAAUUACGCGGCGUUUUAUUUGCGCGUGCCUCUGGCGAGAAUCUGAGCCUCGAUGCCGUCCCUGAUCAACAUGCUGGCGACGCCGAGGACGCCGAGCAGCAGCAACAGCAACAGCAGCAGCAGCAACAGCAGUCAGAGCACAAACGCGGCUUCGACUUUGGCCGAGUCUGCAUACCCAAAAUCAAGCUCAUCGACUAUCUCAAGAACUGGAUCAUCGAGUGCGCCCCGUACCUCGACAAGUUUGACCACGCGCGGCACUUUGCCAUGCGCGUGCCCGUCAUGGCCGAGAGCUCGCCCGCGCUCUUCUACGCCGUGCUCGCCUUUUCCGCGCGGCAGACGGAGCGCAAGGCCAGGUCCGACCGCAACUACGACAGCCUGGAGCUGUACCAAGAGUCCAUCCGGCUGCUCAUCGCGCCGGGCAUGCAGGCCAAAAAGGACUCCAACAUGCUGGUGACGGCGUGCAUACUCGCCGUCAUGGAGCUCAUGUCGGGCAGCCCGCGCAACUGGAGACGCCACAUUGAGGGGUGCGCGGCGCUGUUUGACCUGUUCCAGGUGAAUGGCUUCUCGGGCGGCGUGCUGCAGGCCGUGUUUUGGUGCUACGCGCGCAUGGAAGUCUGCGGCGCCAUCAUUUCCGCCGGCGCCGAGAGCACCGUGCUCGCGCUGCGCAACUGGGCGCCCUCGGUUCCUCCUGGCCGUCGUGCUCCUGCAGGUGCUGAGGCUGAUGCAUAUCAUGUGCGGAAUGCCUUUUAUCAGAGCAGCUUGCAGGACAGCGACAUGCAUGCGAAUUGGGCCGUGUAUCUCUGCGCCAAGGCCUGCGAUUUGCUCUACAGGCACACGCGAGCAACAGAGCUGCAGGAGCCCGAUCGGCAGGAUACGAGACCAUUCAGAGCGCAGUGGAUUUCUCUUUGGGAAGAGCUCCAAUUCUGGUACAGCACAAGAUCGGAUAUUUCGCUGCCGACGCUCACCUCGGAAGACAAUGGACAGACUUUUCCCACCAUUCUAUUUGCGCACUGGCCCGCGAUAUCCUCCAACCAGGUAUACCAUGCCACUUGUCUCAUCAUGCUCGACAUGCGGCCGCGGCUCGAGUCUGUUUCUUCGCCAGAGGGCUCCGCAGUGUGGCAUGCACGCCGCGUGUGCGGCAUCUCUUUGACGAAUCCGCACCGCGCCAGCCUCAUCAACGCCAUCCAGCCGCUUUAUCUAGCUGGCAGGCUGCUUACACAUACCGCAGAGCACAUCGCCGUAGGGAAACUGUUCAAAAUCAUCGAGGAGACGACGGGCUGGGGCGCGCUGUGGAGGCUGCGCGAUCUGGAGAUUGUUUGGGGAUAUGUGCCCGGCGAAAUCAUGGCCGCAAUGGGCUGA